CUAGAGGCUUCAAGGGCCUGAUCCUAGGUAUUUGUAACUCUUGUUGAAGUCGGUGGGAGUUGAAUGUGCUUAACAUCUUCUAGAAUUGGACCAUUAAUUUAGUUAACUGAUUCCUGUUUUCAUCAGCCUGACGCAUUACAAUUCAUGUAUAUGGUGCUAAUCUUGCCAGACUUUUGGAGUUGUCCUCACUGGAAUUUUUUAAUUAACUAAGAGAAAACCAGUCCUAAGGGAAAUGUUCAGGUUGUGAGACCCUGCACGUUGACGUCAGAAGUGGACUCAGUUUUAAAUGAAAGUGGUUGGUAGUAGUAUUUACCAAAGCUCAUCCCAUCAAGUUAUACAUACAGAUCUCCUUAAGACACUUGAUCUUGGAGAUUCAUGAUUGCUUGUACAGCAAGAAUUGUCCUGCCUCAAAGUCCCUAGUUUUCUUUAAACAUUUUUUUAAAAAACUAAAAGCCUAAGCUGAAAGAUGGAACAGAAUGUUUCGGAGCGAAAACCUGCCACCAACUCGACUGCAGACUUCGAUGUAAUGGGUGCCUUAGACUGGAAAGACGGCAUUGCUACCUUGCCAGGUAGCAACAUACAAUUCCGUUUAAGUGAGUUUGGAACACUAGAAAUCAUUACUGAAGUAGAAGCGGAAGCCAUAAAAUCUCUUUCGGUCCCAGCAAUAAAUACCAGCACAGACAGCCUUAAUUCUGGCACGUGGACUCUUGCUGCUAUCAACACUACUGCUGCCUUUGGCACUGAUUCUGAAGCAGAACCCAGAGACAAAGUGUCUCGUACUGGCAUACAAGCCUGUGAAAACUGUGGGCAAAUGGACUGCUUUGAGAAUGACAAGUUUUGCACCUGCUCCCAGCAGCAUAAGGACAAGAAUUCCAAAGACAUCCCAGCUGACUGCAGAAACCGAAUAAAUAACAGAAACUUUAAUGCCAGCGCUGAUUCUCAGGUUAACGAGGCUGACAGACCUCUCAAGCGGCUCCGAAGAAAGAGAAAGCUGCUUCUGGACUCUGAGGAUGAUGAGGAAAAUGUAGAUGAUGAGGAGCCUAACAAGGAGAAGAAUAAAUCAAAUAAUAUGAAAAACCGCAGAAACACCAAACCAGUAAAACAAGUUCUUCUUGGAAAGAAGAAGGUGUGGAACUGGGUUUCCUACUUAGAAGAGGAACAGAUGCCAGCUGCUCCAUUUAAAUUGUUCAAAGAGUAUCAAUCCUUCCCACAAGGUAGAAAUGGAUUUAAAGUUGGAAUGAAGUUAGAGGGCCUAGAUCCUGAACAUCCAUCUUUAUGUUGCGUUCUCACUGUGGCUGAGGUGCAGGGAUUUAGAAUGAGGUUACAUUUUGAUGGUUAUUCUGACUGCUAUGACUUCUGGAUUAAUGCUGAUUCCCCAGACAUCCACCCUGUCAGCUGGUGUGAAAAAACAGGUCACAAGCUGCUUCCCCCUAAAGGUUGCAAGGAAGGGGAAUUUAAUUGGACUUCUUAUCUGAAGAAUUGUAAAGCUCAAGCAGCCCCCAAAAUCCUUUUCAAGACCCUCAGCACACCUGUCACGCCAUCUGGAUUUCGGGUGGGAAUGAAGUUGGAAGCAGUGGACAGAAAGAAUCCAUCUUUGAUGUGCGUGGCAACUGUUGCUGAUAUGUUGGAUAACCGGCUGCUAAUUCAUUUUGACAACUGGGAUGAGAGUUACGACUACUGGUGUGAUGCUAGCAGCCCAUACAUUCGUCCUGUUGGUUACUGCCAAGAAACUGGAACCCCACUGACAACACCACCUGAAUAUAAGGAUUCCAAAAGCUUCUCGUGGGAGAAAUAUUUGGAAGAAACCAAUUCCCAGGCAGCCCCAGCAAGAGCAUUUAAAUUGCGUCCUGCCCAUGAGUUUCAGGUUAAUACGAAGUUAGAGGCUGUGGACAAGAGAAAUCCCAAGUUAAUAAGAGUGGCAACAAUUGUUGACAAGGAGGACCAUCGGAUUAAGGUCCAUUUUGAUGGGUGGGACCGUAACUAUGAUUUCUGGGUUGAUUCAGACAGCCCAGAUAUUCACCCAGUAGGCUGGUGUGCAAAAACUGGACAUGCUCUACAGGUUCCGCUAGGUGCUGCUGAUACAAUGGGAACAGUCGGGCAAGGGUGCCCUACCCCUGGCUGUCAGGGUAUUGGUCAUGUCAGAGGACCGCGCUAUGGAACACAUUAUACGCUAGUAGGGUUCCCAUAUUCUGAAGUUAACCUCAAUAGGGAGAGCUCAUUACAGGAUCGCCUGAGUGGGGAGAGGCCUUCAUCCAGCAAUAGCAUUCAGAAAUCCAAGAGACCAGAGACUCCUAUACCAUUCGUAGACCCUCAGGAAGACUCUCCACUAUCCAGAAAAUCUUCUGUGCAAGAUGCUGAAAGAUCUGGUCGAAGCAGUGUCCAUAGUCUGUCAGAGCAGUCCGAAAACAGUCAGGAGAAAGACUGGGUGGAAGAGGAAUCAUCUACAGAUACCAAAGUGAAACAAAUAAAGCUUGGUUCCCAACAUGCCUAUAUAAAGUUCCAGCUGGUGAAGCAGGAAGACUAUGGAAAUGACACAGAAUUCACUCUGCAGCAGGCCCUCCAUCAGUCUGUCUUCAUGCCUUCCCUGUCCUCUAACCCGACCCACCGCCUCCAUCUCUGCUGGGAGCAGCACUGCAAGCUGCUACCAGAGGUUUCAGGCCUUACUGCCAAGCAUGUGGCCAAAUGGACCGUGGAAGAGGUGGCUAGCUUUGUUCAGCGUUUGCCAGGUUGUAAGGAGCAAGCUUCUGUAUUCAGGGAAGAGCAGAUAGAUGGUGAAGCCUUUCUGCUUCUGAACCAGACCGACAUAGUUAAAAUACUGAGCAUCAAGCUGGGUCCUGCACUGAAAAUCUACAAUGCCAUUCUCAUGUUCAAAUCUGCUGAAGAAGACUGAAAGGAUCUCCCUGAUAUAGGACCAGAGGGUCAAUAUAGAGUAUGGAGGCCUCAGAGUUCAGUGUCGUCAUUACAAUGUACUGAACAGGUGGACUGGGACAUUUGCGAGGCAGUGGCCUGAUCACACUUCAGACUGACUUAAAGUGGAACCUUUUGAAAGAAAUUUAAAGAUGUAACAAUCUUGCCUCAAUUUGGAAUGGGGGCAGUUUCACUUCCAAGAAGAGGAGAUGAUUAUAUUUUCUAAUUGACUUGGUUUUUUUGGUAUAUAAAUCUCCUUGAGAUCCAGAAGAAACCUCCGAUUAUAAGGGGAAACAGGGUGAUGCUAUUGGUGGAGCUGAAAUCUCAAGCAAAAUGACAACAGUAGUGCCUGAAAGAGAGUCUGUUUGAUCACCAGCGUGUUUGAUAUAUAUAAAACUUGGGGGUGGGGACAAGAAGAGCGAAGGGGAAAGGGGUGCACUUCAAAGUAGUGCAUGCAAAUUCCUCACCACUAGGAACCAGCUGCUGACCUUUCCAGACUCGUUUUAAAAUAUCAUAAUGUAUCCUGUUGCUCUUGGCUGCUACAUACUCUCUCCUAAGGAGAUGCAUGCAAUUCAACAGAACUGCACCACUGGGGGUCCAAAUGGCUUCCACACUGUGACGGUUUACAUUUAUAUUUGGCAGCAAAGGACUACCGCUUUCCGAUUCAGGCUGCCAGCUCAGUAUGUUAUGCUCCAGACUCUAAAUGUAGAGUCUUUUUAAAAGAUUUCCUUCCAGCAUGCAAGUGAAGUGAAAUCUAUUUUCAGACAGGCCAGUGAUUGGAGGCAGUUUUGUUUUUAAAAUGGGCCAGCAACUGAGAACAAACUUCUACUGAAUGUGUGGAUCAUGCCUGUAUAAAUUGUUUCUAGCAUUUCCCAUGAAUCCUUGUAAUAUGAAGAUCUUGUUUGAGGACAUGGGAGAGAGUAUGCAUGAAUUUGGUUGUCUCACCAAGACCCUUUUCACCUUAAGGGUAGUAUCAUACUAGUAAUAGUCAAGUUUAAACUCACUUUUAUAGAGCAUAGUUUUGCUUCCAAUAUGAACAGGGCCUUCUACACAUUCAGUUUUGGUUUGUCUUGAGAAGCUGAAGCUCACAAAUGGCUAAAGCGUUAUCAAAUUCAGCCUCCAGGGGUGGAUUUUGGCCUGUUCUUCUACCUGAGAGAGUAAGCUGCCAUGAUGGAGCUCCAGUGCCUUGGAGCUGUAAACAAAAGGGACAGAGAAGGCUGGUUGGAUGAGGAUGAGGUUUUGAAUGAAGGGGAAAAGGUAAGUAAAAUGUGUGUAGGGGUGAGAUUCCUGCCCAGAGAGAAUGGGAACAGAGCUGGGCAGCCCCUUACAGGCCUUCUGAGCACUUUAGGAGGAAGACAGAUGUUGAAAAAGGGAACUAGCUUGUCUAUAAUAAUCGAACAAGUUAUACGUGUAUCAGGGAGGGGACAAAGCUUGUAGCAAUGUCCCUAUGCACAUGUGUAGCAACUGGUACCCUUUUGUAACAAUAGGAUAUUGAUUAAUGUUUCCUUCUCUUCCAAAAGUUACAGUAUAAUUUGAAAGAGACUCUUGUAUGAUAUCCAGCAUGCGACAAGAAUGCACAGUUCUUUACAAACAAACAGAAAUCUCCUUUGAUUAUAGAGAGUUAAUUCCUGCCAUUCUUCUAGGGCUCUGUUAGAUGUUUCUUUCCAUGCCUUGCAGUAUCACAGGUGGUGGCUCCAUCUCUGGCCCUGGUAUGGACCAGAAAACAGCCUGGGGGCAAGGGUGUGUUCACAGAGGCCCUCAGGGUCUGUCUUACCCAGAUAAACCCUUCUCCUGUUUCAUUUAAGGUGAUUGGGGUGGAGCAUGACUGACACUUCUACAUAACAUAUUUGUGCGAGUGAACGCUCUGAAUGCAGUAGUGGUACUGGUGGUAUGUUACCUGUGUCAUGCCACUGUCAAAGUGGGGGAAACACCACUGAAGCCCAGGAAGAGGAAAUGUGAAUCACCCAAGGCACUGCAGAAAAAAACCUCUUGUAUGAGGGGUGGCUAUCACAGGUGUUGUGGCCUUAGACUCAGUCCUACGCUACUGUAAAAAACAUGUAAUAUAUUGAUAAUGCUUUAAACACAUUGUACACAGCCAUGUGACAAACGUCAGGAAAACUGUUGGUCUUCCAGCCACACCCCCUCUAGAUCCAUGCUCCAACUUUUCAGCUUCUGAGUCAGGUCUUUGUAACUUUCAUACAGUUACUAAGUCCUUUAAAAUUAUAAAUAGAGUGGAAUCCAAGCUGCUGAAUCUGUCGUGGAUUAAUAUAAGGAGCAGUACAUCUCCCUACUUUCUAUUUUUGUUGUAGCUAGGAUAUUAACACGUUAACCACACUAUAAAUGGCAACAGUGCCAUACAUUCACCCAAUAUAAGGUGCCAUAAAAUGGCAAAGCACCCAUAAAGAGAUUGCACACACAAUCCAUCUUUGCAGCUGGUUUGUAUUGCACCUUAAAUUGAAUGCAUGGCAUGUCCACGGACUAGGGCCAUCUGGUACCUGAUGCUGACAAUAAGCAGAUUGUCAGAACCAGCCCUAUUCAGUCCCAGGUUUCCAAGUAGCCCAGUGCUGACAAUCAGUUGGCAUCAGCCCCCAGGGCAGCCCCAGGUCUUCAACUGGGCCUGGAGCUGCCUCGGCCCACCUGCUCCCAGCAGUGGGAGCCCAGGCUGCUGGGUCCAGGGGACCAAAGGCUCCCAGUGGUCAGGCCGGCCUGGGCUUCUGGCAGUUGCAUGAUUGGAUACUCCGUGAUCCCCAUAAUUGUUCAUCUUGCCAUGCCUGUGUGCCAUAGCAGGAUGUUCAGUUGUUGGGAUCAGGGAUUGGAUCCUAUCAUGCAGUUAUUUUAACAUCUGCCAGGAGCCUAAGACUUCCACACACAUGUUCUGCUAUGAAUGAGGGUUAAUCAGAGACAGUGUUCUGCAGAGAUCCCUAUAGUAGGGUUUAGUAAUUGAAUGCAGCUUUAUGGUGCUGAGACAGAUGUGCACUGGACAGAGCAAGUACAUUUCUAAUGUGAAAACAGGAAUUAAUCACCAAAGAACCACAUCUCAUACUUGGAACACACGGUUGCCCUGUAGGGAGAUGUUCUGGGGUGACAUAUAAAAUAUGACGGACACCUUUUUAGGAUUAAGAUUUUUAUUUUAUGGUGAACUUUGCUAAAGCAAAGUAUUUCUAUAACUGGAAUCACUAGCAACACAUCUUAUGCACUGAUGCAAUUCACAUUUUAGGUGAGGCAGAAUUAUUUACAUUGGAGCAGAAAACUGAGGGGCACAGGACUCUGCUUUGCUUGAAUGGUUUUAGGCAAAUUACAGCAAAUCUCUGUGCUUCAGUCUCCCUAUCUGUAAAGCCAUGAUAAUACCCAUCUGUGGGAAGAGCUUUGAGAUGCACUGAUGAAUGUGCACUCAGUGUUAAUAAACAGCUCCUCUAUAUUCUCUUUUACCUCAUUUCUCUGAAAUUUUCAGUGGAGAUAGCAGGUUGUUCCCAGCAAAAAAUGAUAGUUUCAGAGUCUCGUUGCUUGUUUCACCAGUUUUGUUUACUGUGAUUGUCUGCAUGUAUUUCUGUGGCAUCCAGCAUAAUUCAGCUCCUAGUGUGAACAGGUCCCACUACAAAUUUACUUUAAUUUUUAACCAGCUGAAGAUCAUGAAUGAUGAAAGUCAGUCUCAGCUACCAUAAAUACUAUGUAUGUAUUAAAGUAAAGAAAAUUAGUGAAGCAAGCAACAAGAGUCUCAUGCUAACAUUAUUCAAAUAGAAGUUAGGUCUUUAAUCCUACAGGCCUCCUAGCCAGCUUGAACAAAGAAAAGAAUUUAUAUCUGCCUGGAGUCUUUUCCAGCAGAGCAGUAGUGUAAGCUUCCAGCAGGGAAUUCUUUAUGGAUGAGAGGAGGAGGAGGAAUAUGCUUCUUGGACCUUUUUUUUUUUUUCUCUAAUCUGGUAAUCGUCUUUACAGAGGAAGCAAGAACACGUGCACCUCUUGCUAGUUCUUAAAUCCUUCCAAAUAUACCCAUUUUAAAUAAAAACAACUUUUAAAGUAGUUAAAAUCAGAAAUCAUUUUGCCUUCGCAUUUCCAAUGUCUUUAUUGGAAUGCUAAAAAAGCAAAACAUUAAUAAGGCACAAAUCCCCACCCCAUCUUUUAACUCCAUGUUCACCCCUGAGAGUUAGGUAUUUAUUGGCUGGAGAUGUCACAGUAGUCAUUUUUCAAUUCGCAUCCAUGUCAUUAGCAAGUUUAAUUUGUUUCCUGUAUUAUGUGAUGUGUGUGAGACAAUACAGCCAGCCACCAGUGAAAAGCCAUUUCAUACAUUUAUAUGAUAAUUGAGAAAUGGGUAUUUAAGCAAGAGGCUUGAAAAACAUGUUUGAUUUACUUUUGUUUAUUAGUUAAAAAAAACCCUGCACUUUAAAGUAGGAAGCAAAAAGGUUGGACUCUCCAUUCAUUACAUCUGAAACUAGUUAUUUUUACUUGGUUUAGAGGUUUUCACAACCACACAUCAGCACAGGCUAACUGACAGCCCAUCAGAACUUCAAUUCUGAAAGACAAAAUUUGUUUGAAAAAAAGGAUAAAUCUAUUGCACCCAAAACAAGCCAGAUCUGUAAAACUAUUAGACAUGACCCAAGCAGGCAAUGGAAAACGUAUAUAGAUUCCAAAUGAUUUCUGUGAUACUUGCUCAGCAUAUUGCAUUCCUUUUUCCUUCCCCAUCCCUUUUCAGAGCUCCAAAAUUCAGGGUUUUAUUUCUUUUAUUUGCCUAACCAGAGUGUCCUGUUUAAAUAUUUCUGUGCCAUCACAAAUCAUCAUCCUUGUAAUCCAAUGGUAGAAAAUUUCUGCUCUGGGUAAUGAAUCGCAUUAAUGUUAGAGAGAAGCAUUCAGCAACACUGAUAGCAAAAAUUGUACAACCAAAGAAAAAAAAAUGAGCCCAGGGGAUAAGCAAGUUCAGCUGUAGAAGAUUUCCUGCCUGCUGCUUUCAUGCCCUGCUAAGGGAUUUAUACCACAUAAAGCUUUAAAGUUUUUGACAUUCUCUCCAUCAUGUGAUGAGCUGGUUUAUUUCUGAAACUUAUAUUACUUGAACUGGAAAUGUGGGGGGGUGGGAUUUGCAGCAAGGUUUUCAGUUCAAUGUUUGAAACUUGUUUGCUUUUUAAAACCGAAAAAUACUUGAACCUUUGAUGCUAGCUGCUACAUGUUGGACAUUGAGCUACCACCAAAUGCUUUCCUCUGGAAAUGGGAAUAAAUUAAUAUACGUGUUCCAAGACAAUGGAUUCUUUCUUGAGUUAAUUGUAUUAAGGGACUGGUACAAAUGAGUGUUGCUUUAAAAGAAAUGGGCUUUAUUUCUUGUCUCCCCCUCUCUGAAUUGGAUGAAAGUAGCAGUUACUAUCACUUUUUGCCUUUUUUCCACCCCUAGUUCUGUUCAAGGUAGCCCUCAUGUAAAAGGACAUCAUCCAUACCAUGGGAAUUAGUAUCAAUGGAAAUAUUUAGGCUUUUGAUCCUGAAAUAUUUUGAUUUUUCCCUUCUGACAACUUUUGAUCCCUGAAAUGUUUCU
Messenger RNA from Alligator sinensis (Chinese alligator), 8419 nucleotides. RefSeq names its product lethal(3)malignant brain tumor-like protein 3. NCBI's taxonomy places the organism in Eukaryota, Metazoa, Chordata, Crocodylia, Alligatoridae. The record is from RefSeq and is a predicted model, not a curated record. The coding region runs from base 467 to 2890 and encodes 807 amino acids. The transcript has 22 exons. Gene Ontology annotation, biological process: regulation of DNA-templated transcription. Gene Ontology annotation, molecular function: protein binding; zinc ion binding. Gene Ontology annotation, cellular component: nucleus.